Messenger RNA from Myxocyprinus asiaticus (Chinese sucker), 3812 nucleotides. RefSeq names its product pyruvate dehydrogenase [acetyl-transferring]-phosphatase 1, mitochondrial-like. Bases 190 to 1734 code for a protein of 514 amino acids. The record is from RefSeq and is a predicted model, not a curated record. The transcript is spliced from 2 exons. Lineage: Eukaryota; Metazoa; Chordata; Actinopteri; Cypriniformes; Catostomidae. Gene Ontology annotation, molecular function: cation binding; protein serine/threonine phosphatase activity. Gene Ontology annotation, biological process: protein dephosphorylation.
CUGAUGACGCAGCAGCUAUGUUAGAGAACCAAUCAUCUGGUCGGUGAGGGUAGAGGCAAAGCAGGCUCGCAGGAUGUGUGCAGGGUGGGUGUAUAUAUGGACUAAUGUAGCCUGACAGACCAAACCGCGGCCACAAACUCCUCAACCCAUCAAGAUCCUCAGGUCUUUUGAGGGUAAGGUCAAAUCAUCAUGGCUGCAUCCUCCCAACUGUUCAGGGGCAUCCACUGCAGGAAAUUGGGUCGAAUCUUGCUACCAGCCAUUACAUGCCAAACCUGCUGCCAGUCUUCUCAUCCAACUCAGCCACACCACUUUAGUCAAAGAUGGCACCAGUCUCGAGGAUACAGGUCCUCAGCAGCAUGGCACACCUACAACCUGACCCCACCUCAGGUUAAUAGCAUUUUAAAAGCUAACGAGUACAGCUUCAAAGUUCCUGAGUUUGAUGGCAAAAACCUCAGUUCAGUCAUGGGCUUUGACAGCAACCAGCUACCUGCGAAUGCACCAAUUGAGGAUCGGCGAAGUGUGGCAACAUGCUUGCAAACCCGUGGCAUGCUUUAUGGCGUAUUUGAUGGGCAUGCAGGCUGCGCCUGUGCGCAGGCACUCAGUGAACGGCUCUUCUACUACAUCGCCAUUUCAUUGCUACCACACGAGACGUUGGUGGAGCUGGAGAAUGCAGUGGAGAGUGGCCGACCCCUUCACCCGAUUCUACAGUGGCACAAACAUCCCAACGACUACUUCAGCAAGGAAGCCUCACGCCUCUACUUCUCCAGCUUGCGCACAUAUUGGCAGGAGCUACUGGAUCUGAGUGUUCCCGGGGAGCAGCCUGAUGUUGCAGAAGCACUUGUGAGUGCCUUUAAAAGGUUGGACAAUGACAUAUCACUUGAAGCCCAAGUUGGUGACCCUAAUGCUUUCUUGCACUACUGGGUUCUUCGCGUAGCAUUCUCAGGUGCUACUUCGUGUGUUGCGCAUAUAGAUGGUAACGAGUUGCAUGUCGCCAACACUGGAGAUGGGCGUGCAGUGCUAGGCGUACAGGAACCUGAUGGCUCUUUUUCCGCACUCACACUUACCAAUGACCACAAUGCACAGAACGAAUCAGAGGUGCAGCGCGUGCGGUCCGAGCACCCGCUUUCUGAGGCCAAGACUGUGGUUAAACAGGAUCGCCUUUUGGGGUUACUCAUGCCCUUUCGCGCAUUCGGAGACGUAAAAUUCAAGUGGAGCAUCGAGCUCCAGCGUCGUGUUCUAGAGUCCGGUCCUGAUCAGCUCCAUGAGAAUGAACAUGCCAAGUUCAUCCCACCCAACUACCACACGCCACCCUACCUUACAGCAGAACCAGAGGUGACUCGACAUCGUCUCCGUCCACAGGACCGGUUUCUUGUUGUGGGCUCGGAUGGGCUGUGGGAAACGCUGCACAGGCAGGAGGUGGUGAGGAUUGUUGGUGAGCAUCUCACUGGAGUGCACCAGCAGCAGCCGGUCAGCGUUGGUGGCUUUAAGGUGACCCUGGGUCAGAUGCAGGGCUUGUUGCAGGAGAGGAAGGCUCGCAUCUCCUCUACAUUCGAGGAUCAGAAUGCAGCGACACACCUGAUUCGGCAUGCGGUGGGGAGUAAUGAGUUUGGGAUGGUGGAUCAUGAGAGGUUGUCAAAGACGCUAAGCUUGCCAGAGGAAUUAGCUCGCAUGUAUAGAGAUGAUAUCACGAUCAUUAUAGUGCAGUUUAACCCACAUGUCAUUGGCGGACAGUAGAACUGGACAUCUGCUCUUUAUUUCACAUGCUUUCUGUUACAUACAGUAUAUCAUCAAUUCUAGUGCACAAUCUCAUCACUGUGUCGGGAAUAUCAGCACAGCAAAAUGUGUCCUAUACCAGUGGAAUGUAUUAAUUUGUGUAUAUUUUUAUGUUUGUUUUUAUUUUAACAUAUUCAUGGCAGCUGCCUUGAAGGGGAAUCCUAAUAUAUCAGCGGGUAUGCAGUUGAUCAUUGUUAUGUUAUAUGUGGCAUUGAAUGCAGAAAAAGUUGUGCUGAACCCAUUUAUCAUUGUUAAAAUACAACACACAAUCAAGACUGGAACUUAAAUACCUGUUCAAAUGUACUAAUAUAAGUUAAGCACCCUUUGUACUGUGGAGAGACUAUUAAUGGGCAUGAUGACUGUAAUAUGCCAAAAUCUGCUUGUAUGUAAAACCUUGUAGGCUUUUAUUUUUUAUUUUAAUGUAUUUGUUUUGAAUGGAUUAAUGAAUGAAAAAGUAAAUUAAUACAAAGGUCAUGUAAACAUGGUGAGAGAAUGAGAUAUAUAGAAUGUGAUAUGACUAAGAUACAAAGCAAAAUAUGUCCAAAUAAGUACUUUUUACACUUGAAUGAUCUGUAACUGAGAUAUGGCUGUUUAAUGAUGAAGUUGCCUUAAUGUAUUAUUUAAGCUCUUGUGAAGUUUUUAAAUUUUCUUCCCUCUCUCCCUCUCUAUCUUUUUUUUUUUUUUUUUUGUCCUAUGCUACUACUUACCCUGGAUAUAUUGAUUACAUAGAAAGGAAAGCAGCAGCAAAGUGUUGUUUUUGGUGUGGAUUUCAGAAUCGCCCUUUUCUUUCUUUUUUGAUUAGUAGGUGCUCUUACUUGUAAAACAUGCCUUUUAGUAGAUACUUUUUCUUCAUCAAGCAUGUCUUGUAGUUCAAGGGUCAUGGAAACAUGGUUUGCUCAACCCACCAACCUUCUCAUUACUGUAAAGAUCCUGAUAACAAAGUAGUCAGAGGUCUGUUUUUUCACAGAUUUAUUUGGAACCAGAGGUUGGGGCUUGCAAAGUAGGGUUAUUGACACCACAUACCAUACAUACACUCUCACUUUUAAAGCACAAGCACACACAAACCCACCUGUAUGCUACAAUGACACUACAAUACGCAAAUGUAAACCUGAAGGAUUUGCUUUUGUGGACUGUUUCUUUGAUUUCCAAAUUGCAAGUUUUUUCAAGUGUUAUUACAUUUGAUGUUAUUACCAUCCACAGGGCAAACAGUUUAGAACAUGGAGUAUUAUUUGAGUUGUGUUAUAAAGCAAGGUUAAAGCCAUAAUCUUGUGUGUGCGAUUGUGUGUGUGUGGGUGCGUGUGAUUUGUACUUUCCUGUCUUCAGUCUGUACUCUUGCACAAGAAAGAACACAGCUGAUUACCACAUGAAAUGUUUGGAAUGAUAGUCAAUCAGAAAAAAAAGUGUUUUUAAAGGGAUAGUUCAACCAAAAAUUGAUUUUCUCUCAUCAUUUACUCACAUCAUUUGGUGAAUCACAAAAAACACAACAAGAAGAAUGUUAAAGUGGAGGCUGACUGAGCAGGGAGGAGAAUUUAUAGUAAAAAAGGAUUGAUCUGUUUCUCACCCACACCUAUCAUAUUGCUUCUGAAGACAUUGAUUUAACCGCUGGGGUCAUAUGGAUUACUUUUAUGCUGACUUGUGUGAUUUUUGGAGCUUCUUAAUUUUGGCACACAUUCUCUUGCAUUGUAUGGAACAGAAAAAGAAAGUCAUACACAUCUGGGAUGGCAUGAUGAGGGUGAGUAAAGGAUGAGAGAAUUUUCGUUUUUGGGUGAACUUCCUUUAAGGUAAUAACGUAAUAAAGGUAGGGGUCACGAGUUUGCAGAAGUGUAAAUAGAGACUGCUUUUUCUUGGAAAAGCAAUUGCUUAAAACUUGAAGUGAAUGUAUGCUGCAGCUUGUUAGGUUUGAAAUGUAACACUUAACAAAAUUUUGCAGCAUGUCACAAGUGUAUUUAACAAUAUUCUAUUUGCUGGUGCAUGAACAUGCCUUGUGUGAGUACUCUUUUUGUAUUUAGAACGUUUUAAUAAAAAUGUUUUAAAUUUCA